CGUCGUAAGAAAAAUGUCGUGAAUCCGAGAAUAAUUGACGUGUUUCAAGUUUCAACUUUCAAGUCUCAUUUCAACAUAAAACAAGAUAUUCAUUUCAGAGACGAAACCGAUCUAUCUAAUCGAGAAAAUGGCGAGUCCGGAGGAGGUUAGGUUGGAUCAACUCCCUCACGCUCUGCUUGCCACCAUCAUGACCAAACUCGACGUCGCUUCCAUCUGUUCAUUAGCCACCACCGCCUCCACCUUCCGCUCUUGCGCCAAACACAUCCUUUCCUUCCUCCCUAAUUUCCAUCUCAUCGACGUUGCGCCAUCUGGAAACUUACUCACGCCGUUGCUGCCACGUAAUCCGUAUCUUAAGAGUCUCAAAGUUGAUUGUGAUCGUCUUGAUGAUUCUUCAAUAUCUCUAUUGGUCAAACCCUCACUUCAUGAGCUUUCUCUGUAUAAUUGUUCUGAUUUCAGUGGGAAACUUCUUUCUGAGAUCGGUACUCAAUGCAAGGACCUAAGAUCUCUUUACUUGGGUUCGGUUGCAGAAAAAAGAGGGAGGUCAAUUCACAUAUCUGAUCUGGAGGAAUUACUCACUGGUUGCUCCCAGUUAGAAGUUUUGAUUUUGAUGUUUGAUGUCUCUCUCUUUCUACGUCAUAACUUGGCUCGAGUUUGGGCUUCUGCGUCUGAGAAACUUACUUCUCUUGAGAUUGGAUAUAUUUCUUCAGUUACAGUGAUCGAACUGUUCAGUUCAAAUUUGGGAUCUCAUCAGCCCCUUAAUCCUAUUCAACCAUCCAUACUUCCUGGAAUUCAGAAAUUGUGUCUUUCUGUGAACUAUAUAACAGAUGCAAUGGUUAACACAAUAUCCAAAGGUCUCGUCUUUUUGACCCAUUUGGAUCUUCGUGAUGCACCAUUUGUUGAACCAAGAAUUACAUUUGAUCUAACCAACGCUGGUCUUCAGCAAAUUAAUCAACAUGGGAGAUUGAAACAUCUUUCAUUGAUCCGAAGCCAAGAGUUCAUAAUUUGUUACUUUCGAAGAGUGAAUGAUCUAGGAUUACUUUUAAUGGCUGAUAAGUGUGCAAACAUGGAGAGCAUAUGUCUUGGCGGCUUUUGUCGUGUCACAGACACAGGAAUCAAAACUAUCCUGCAUUCUUGCUCUCGUCUAUACAAACUUAAGGUCACUCAUGGGACUCAAUUAACUGAUCUAGUUUUUCAUGAUAUCUCUGCAACAUCCCUUACUUUAACACAUGUGAGCUUAAGAUGGUGCAAGCUCUUAACCAAUCAUUCAGUUUUUAGUUUGACAUCAAACAAGGAACUUAAAGUUCUUGACUUGAGAGAUUGUAGAAGCCUUGGGGAUGAAGCUCUCCGAGCCAUUGGCAUACUUUUGAGACUAAAGAUUUUACUUAUUGAUGGCUCUGAUAUAACUGAUGCUGGACUUUCAUACCUACGGUCUACCGUUAUUAAUUCACUGUAUGCAUUGUCUCUUCGAGGGUGCAAGAGGCUCACUGAUAAAUGCAUAACAGUUCUAUUUGAUGGGUGUGGCAAGUUGGAAUUAAGAGACUUGGAUCUAUCCAAUCUUCCUAACCUCUCAGAUAAUGGUGUUCUAGAGUUGGCAAAAAGCCGAAUUCCUUUUUUGGAUCUCCGAAUGCGACAAUGCCCUCUAAUUGGCGAUACCUCGAUCAUGGCUUUAGCUUCAAUGAUGACUGAUGAUGCUGGAUGGUAUGAAAGCGGUCUGCGCUUGUUGGAUAUGUAUAACUGUGGUGGCAUUACGCCACUUGCUUUUCGCUGGCUAAAGAAACCGUAUUUUCCAAGGCUUAAAUGGUUGGGAGUGACUGGAAGUGUUAAUAGAGACAUGGUAGAUGCUUUAGCUAGAAGUAGACCUUUCUUGUAUGUGGCAUGCAAUGGUGAGGAACUUGGGCCCGACCCUUGUGAUAUGUCAGAUGGCUUAUAUACACAUGAUUAUGACGAGGUGGAUGAAUUUGAGCAGUGGCUUCUCGAAGCUGAUAUUGAUGAAGCUGAUAUUGAGAAUGAUGAUGAAGAAAUGGUCGAUGCUGAAAAUGAGGAAGAACCGAUCAUGUAGUUUGCUAUUGAACACUUUGUAGAUGUCUAUUAAGUCUGUUUGUUGUAACUUAUUCUCUUGGGAGAUGUUACUCCCCCAUAUGUUUUAGCAUCCAAGACUUUUCUCUGAUCUGUUAUGUAUCUUGUUGUGGGUAAGUUGUGUAAUAGUUUAUUACCUUUGUUUUAACUAAAAGUAACCUUUUUAUGAGGUUUUUUCUCUCUCUCAAGAUCUUUGCCUUGUAAUUUUUGGGAACUUGUGGUGUGCCCACACCAUUCAAUGAUUUUUAAAGAUCUUAAAAGUUUAUGUCAGCUGACUCCACUUAGUGGGAUAA
This is a messenger RNA of Medicago truncatula (barrel medic), 2369 nucleotides long. RefSeq names its product F-box/LRR-repeat protein 10. Bases 128 to 2059 code for a protein of 643 amino acids. Lineage: Eukaryota; Viridiplantae; Streptophyta; Magnoliopsida; Fabales; Fabaceae. The record is from RefSeq and is a predicted model, not a curated record. Gene Ontology annotation, cellular component: SCF ubiquitin ligase complex. Gene Ontology annotation, biological process: SCF-dependent proteasomal ubiquitin-dependent protein catabolic process. Gene Ontology annotation, molecular function: protein binding. The transcript has 4 exons.